Molecule: messenger RNA, 753 nt
Organism: Kwoniella mangroviensis CBS 8507
Lineage: Eukaryota; Fungi; Basidiomycota; Tremellomycetes; Tremellales; Cryptococcaceae
Exons: 5
Coding region: 1-753 (250 amino acids)
Source: RefSeq, a predicted model, not a curated record
AUGGCCAGCUGGCACGACGCGCCCUAUCUCCAUUUUCCCAACAGCACCUAUCUCGACUCCCUCUCUAACAAUACCGACCCAUAUACGAUUUACUACGGUCAGAAAGCGGUAGUUUCGGAAAAACAAGUAUUGGUCUAUGGGAUAAUUAAUAUACUGGGUAUAGUCUUUUUGGGGUUAUCGGUGGCAACGAUCCUUUUGUCUGGAACAAGAGUAUCAAACAAGGUAUCACAGAUAAAGAUCAAACGAUUGAGCCUCACCACGACUACUACGAAAUCAUCUACGACCACGACUAAUACUCGUAAUAGUAUUAUUAGGAGGAAGACGACAACACCUAUACAUCGUAUUCAACGUGAUCCAUGUCUGAUCAAUUCGUUCAUCGUCAUUAUCCUGGUUAGUAUGUUGAACUUGUUAUAUUGGUUUGCGAGUGGAGGCAGGAUAGAUACAGAGGAGAUUUUAUACCUGCCUCAUGCUCGGUUAUGUAGAGCUCAGGCUAUAUUGCAAGCUGGAUCCCAAGCUGCUCAAGUCAGUGUGGUGCUUUCGGUAGUACUUAGGCUAUGGCUCAAAACUAUCACAUUGACGAGACCUUAUUUCGAUAAAUUCAGAGGACGUUUCACGCUCUUUUUCUUACUGGUAUUACCGUAUUUGUUCGUCAUAGGUUUCAUGCCAAGCAUGACCAUUUUAACGUCCAAUGCGAAAAAUCCUAUUCUUAUUCCCACUCCUUUUUAUUGCUCUUUACUUGAUUUACACAUGUGA